AUGGUCAUUCUUGAUGAGGCUGGUGAUAGGAUACAUGCCUCACUCAAGAAGACUCUGAUUUACAAGUUUAGAAAUGAUCUCUUUGAAGGAAAAUACUUUAGUUUUGAAAAUAUGGGUGUUGCCAACAAUGGUGGUGGUUAUAGAACCACUAAGCACACCUACAAGUUGAACUUUCAGUUCAGUUCAAAGGUUAAAUACCUCCCUGCCCUUACAAUCACUAAGUCACCUUAUCAGUUGGUUCCAAUCUCUGAAGUUAUUGGAAGAACCUAUGACACUGAUUACUUAGUUGACAUCAUUGGUGUCUUGACUAGUGUUGGAAGUGAGAGGGAACUUGAGAGGAAUGGAAACAUGACAAAGCUCAAUGUCAUUGAACUUGAGGCUGGAGGGUUCAAGAUUCAAUGUACUUUUUUUGGAAGUUAUGUAGAUGAUCUCAACAGCUUUAUAGCAAGUGGAGAUAUCCAAAAUGCUAUGGUGAUCAUCCAACUUGCUAAAGCAAAAAGCUUCCAAGAUAAAUUACAUAUUCAGACAUGUAUUGGUUGCACCAAAGUUAUUUUCAAGCCUACAUGUGAUGCUGCUGUUAGCAUGAGGAAUAGGCUGAGUGAGACUGUUGAUACCCCAUCCCCACUUGGUUUAACCCAGCUGCAACCAGAAGCAAAACUUGACCCUAGAGAAGAGUUUUUGUAUGGAACACCAAGGAACACUAUGCAGGGGCUCAAAGAUGCUACCACAAAUGAAGUUUAUGUUGUGCUUGGAACCAUUAAGAGAAUAGUUAAUAGGGAAAUUUUUUGA
Medicago truncatula (barrel medic) is the source of this 789-nucleotide messenger RNA. RefSeq lists its product as uncharacterized. The record is from RefSeq and is a predicted model, not a curated record. Lineage: Eukaryota; Viridiplantae; Streptophyta; Magnoliopsida; Fabales; Fabaceae. The coding region runs from base 1 to 789 and encodes 262 amino acids. The transcript has 6 exons.